Molecule: messenger RNA, 1752 nt
Organism: Aspergillus eucalypticola CBS 122712
Lineage: Eukaryota; Fungi; Ascomycota; Eurotiomycetes; Eurotiales; Aspergillaceae
Product: putative homogentisate 1,2-dioxygenase
Exons: 7
Coding region: 181-1647 (488 amino acids)
Biological process (GO): L-phenylalanine catabolic process
Cellular component (GO): cytoplasm
Molecular function (GO): homogentisate 1,2-dioxygenase activity
Source: RefSeq, a predicted model, not a curated record
CUUCAUAAUGGCUUCCCGCUUGGACCGACUCCACCAGCUCAAGUAUAUGAGCCUGCUGGAACCUGCCCCGGCUCUUCUCCCCAUAUAUCACGAUUCAUGACUCCAUAAACGCUGUAUUCUCUUUUCCUCCAAGCCCCCUUUUCUUCUACAAUAGCUCCUUUCCAAGACCUACCACCCAUCAUGCCCUCCACAAGUGACCUCGCCGACCCCAAAGAAUACCAGAAGAUCUUCCACUGGGCAGAGACACAAAAGGAUGGCGCCAUUCCCUCCUUCGCUACCAGACGAAAUGAUCCUUAUGAAUACCAAGCCGGAUUCGGCAACUCGUUCGCCUCCGAGGCUGUGCCUGGCACCCUUCCACAGGGCCAAAACAGUCCUCGUAAUGUCCGCUUUGGCCUGUACGCCGAGCAGAUGACGGCCACGGCCUUCAUUGCCCCGAGACAUUGCAACAAGAAGGCAUGGCUGUACCGUGCCCGUCCGGCUGUUGCCCACCAGGGAUUCACCGACCUUCCCGAUAACAAGGACACAGAAUCCAACUUUCUCCCUCUGAACCCCCGCGUUCAUGUCUCCCCUACCCAGCUUGCCUGGCACCCUUUUGACAUUCCGACCAAUGGCGAAGUAGACUUCGUCUCUGGUCUGAAGACUGUGGCUGGCUCGGGCGAGCCAACCCUCCGGGAAGGCCUGGCCACCCACGUCUACACUGCUAACACCAGCAUGACCAAGAAGGCUUUUGUCAACUCGGAUGGUGAGAUGGCCAUCGUCCCUCAACAGGGUGCACUGGACAUUCAGACCGAGUUUGGCCCCUUGUUCGUCCAGCCCGGAGAGAUUGUCAUUAUCCAACGCGGCAUCCGAUUCCGCGUAGAGCUUCCUGAUGGGCCUUCUCGUGGUUACAUUCUUGAAAUCUGGGGUAGUCAAUUCGAACUCCCUGAGCUGGGACCGUUGGGUGCCAAUGGACUCGCCAAUGCACGGGACUUCCUCUACCCUACAGCCAAGUAUGAGAUCUCCAAGGAGCCUUGGGAAAUCGUGUACAAGCUGGGCGGAAAGUUCUUCAAGAGUACGCAAAAUCACAGUCCGUUUGACGUGGUUGCCUGGCACGGUAAUUAUGUGCCUUACAAGUACGACAUGACCAAGUUCGUCAACGUCGGCUCCAUCUCUGUUGAUCAUAUGGACCCCUCCAUCUUCUGUGUCCUUACAGCCAAGUCUCGGGAUCCCACUGCUCCCUUGGCCGAUCUACUCAUCUUCUCACCUCGCUGGGACGUUGCAUCCCACACCUACCGACCUCCAUACUACCACCGCAACGCCGCCUCCGAACUGAUGGGUCUCAUCUACGGCGACUACGGCGGUCGUUCCGACGCCUUCCAGCCCGGAAGUGUCUCCUUCGAAUGUGGCAUGGUCCCCCACGGCGUAGCCUACGAGGAAUUCAAAGCUGCCACGGAAGUCGACCCGCCAGCCAUGCGGAUCUCCGAGGCCUCAAUGGCAUUCAUGUUCGAGUCGAGUCGCCCAUUCACCAUCACCGACUACGCGUGGACAAGCAACAAGCGCCACGAGCACGAGCCUAAGAUGUGGGAUAACCUCGUUGACAACUUCUCCAAGCACGAGAAGGAAGUCGAGGAGUUAUUGGCCAAGAAGGCUCAGGGGAUGAAGAUCUAAAUUUUGUAUAGCACAUGUAAUGCUAUGUUUUGAUUUUGUUUUUCUCCCUUGAGCUUAGCCAUUGCUUUUCUGUGUGCGUGUCCUUGUUUAUGCCUGUGAUCUUUG